Messenger RNA from Anarrhichthys ocellatus (wolf-eel), 1529 nucleotides. It is a transcript of the gene gys1, whose product is annotated as glycogen synthase 1 (muscle). The transcript has 10 exons. Gene Ontology annotation, molecular function: alpha-1,4-glucan glucosyltransferase (UDP-glucose donor) activity. The record is from RefSeq and is a predicted model, not a curated record. Gene Ontology annotation, biological process: glycogen biosynthetic process. The coding region runs from base 183 to 1415 and encodes 410 amino acids. NCBI's taxonomy places the organism in Eukaryota, Metazoa, Chordata, Actinopteri, Perciformes, Anarhichadidae. Gene Ontology annotation, cellular component: cytoplasm.
UCUUCCUGCAUCCGAGCCCAGGCCCUCAUCUGACAGCAAGCGCACCAGACCAAUGUGAAUCGCUGUCAUUAGAAAACCCGCCCCCUGUUCCUCACUCUCAGAUGGUUACAUUUUUGCUGGAUUGACCGCGACAGCUGCCAAUGUCUUGCUCAUCUUCGUGAAGUAGGGACAAAAUCGAAGGCAUGCCGCUGGCUCGCAGCCUCUCCGUCACGUCCCUGUCGGGACUGGAGGAGUGGGAUGAGGAGUUUGAUUUAGAGGACGCUGUUCUUUUUGAAAUUGCAUGGGAGGUCGCCAACAAAGUUGGAGGCAUCUACACCGUCAUCCAGACCAAAGCCCGUCUGACCGCAGAGGAAUGGGGGGAGAACUAUUUCCUGGUGGGCCCUUACGUGGAGAGCAACGUACGCACUCAGGUGGAGCUGAUCGAGCCCACCAACCCCGUGCUGAAGAGAACCAUUGACAAGAUGAACGCCAGUGGGUGUAAGGUCUACUUUGGGCGCUGGCUUAUUGAGGGCAGUCCCUAUGUUGUGCUGAUUGAUGUUGCGUUUACCGCCUGGUCUCUUGACAGCUGGAAAAGGGAAUUAUGGGACCUUUGUGACAUCGGCGUGCCAUGGUUUGACCGUGAAGCCAACGAUGCCGUGCUGUUUGGCUUCCUGACUGCCUGGCUGCUGGGAGAGUUUGCGGCCCAGAGUGAGGAGCCUCCACACAUCGUGGCCCAUUUCCAUGAGUGGUUGGCCGGCUUGGGCUUAGUGUUGUGUAGACAUAGAAAGCUGCCCAUCGCAACCAUCUUCACCACUCAUGCCACACUGCUGGGACGAUACCUGUGUGCUGGAAGUGUGGACUUCUAUAACAAACUUGCUGAGUUCAACGUGGAUAAGGAAGCAGGCGAUAGACAGAUUUACCACCGCUACUGUUUGGAGCGGGCGGCCGCUCACUGUGCUCAUGUCUUCACCACUGUGUCACAGAUCACAGCCAUUGAGGCAGAGUACCUGCUCAAGAGGUCACCAGACAUUAUCACUCCCAAUGGGCUCAACGUGAAGAAGUUCUCAGCAGUACACGAGUUUCAAAACCUCCACGCUCAGAGCAAGAAUCGGAUUCAGGAGUUUGUCAGGGGACACUUCUACGGGCACCUUGACUUCAACCUGGACAAGUCUUUGUUCCUGUUUAUUGCUGGAAGGUAUGAGUUCUCCAACAAAGGGGCCGACAUCUUCUUAGAAGCUUUAGCCAGACUCAACUAUCUACUGAGGGUCAAUCACAGUGACGUGACCGUCAUUGCGUUCUUCAUCAUGCCAGCUCGGACAAACAACUUCAAUGUGGAGACCUUGAAGGGCCAAGCAGUCAGGAAACAGCUCUGGGACACUGCUCAGACUGUGAAGGAACGUUUCGGAAAGAAACUUUAUGAUUCACUUCUAGUGUAAGUUUGCCACUUUCAGUAAAAUGUGGAAUGACCUGUUUUAUAACGCCAUCAAAUAUAAAGUAAGAAACAGCCCACCUCAUAACAGACAUUUAUUAAUAAAUGUAAUCAAGGAUUU